Molecule: messenger RNA, 1720 nt
Organism: Thalassophryne amazonica
Lineage: Eukaryota; Metazoa; Chordata; Actinopteri; Batrachoidiformes; Batrachoididae
Product: dnaJ homolog subfamily B member 1-like
Exons: 3
Coding region: 112-1161 (349 amino acids)
Cellular component (GO): cytosol
Molecular function (GO): transcription corepressor activity; Hsp70 protein binding
Source: RefSeq, a predicted model, not a curated record
CAGAAAACUCUCGAAGUUUCCACUCGGAUUAAAAAGGAGCUGUGUGGCCAUAUCGUCCUGUAAGAAUCGUCAUUUUGUCGUUUGUGGACGGUUUCAACUGGAGUUGUCAAAAUGGGCAAAGAUUACUACGGCGUUUUGGGAAUUAAGAAAGGAGCGUCGGAGGACGACAUAAAGAAAGCUUAUCGUAAACAGGCUCUUCGUUAUCACCCCGACAAAAACAAGUCCCCGGGAGCCGAGGAGAAAUUCAAAGAAAUUGCCGAAGCAUACGACGUUCUGAGCGACCCAAAGAAAAAAGAUAUUUACGAUCGUUUCGGAGAAGAAGGACUGAAAGGCGGCGGAUCCUCUGGUGGUGGUGGUGGUGGUGGACCUGGCACUUUCAGCUACACCUUCCAGGGUGACCCUCAUGUUAUAUUUUCAGAAUUCUUUGGUGGACAUAACCCUUUUGAACAGUUUUUUGGUGGCCGUAAUGGAGGCAUGGAUGAUGAGGAGAUGGACACUGAUGACUCAUUUGCACGCUUUGGUAUGGGUGGUCCUGGAAUGGGUGGUUUCCCCCGGUCAUUUAGUUCUGGCCUUGGAGGACUGGGAGGUCACAGCAGUGUUGUGAAGAAGGAGCAGGACCCCCCUCUAGUUCGUGAUCUUCAAGUGUCCUUGGAGGAAGUGUUGUCUGGUUGCACCAAAAGAAUGAAGAUCUCUCGUAAACGACUGAACCCUGACAGGCGAACGGUGAGAACAGAGGAAAAGAUUCUUGAGGUGCAGAUAAAGAAGGGAUGGAAGGAGGGCACGAAAAUCACAUUUUCCAAGGAGGGUGACGAGACGCCCACCAACAUUCCAGCUGAUGUGGUCUUUCUUUUAAAAGACAAGCCACACCCAAUGUUUAAAAGAGAUGGCUCAGAUGUGGUUUACACAGCCAGGAUCUCCCUCAGAGACGCCUUGUGUGGUUGUACAGUCAAUGCACCCACAUUGGAUGGUAGGACAUUGACUGUGUCAACAACUGAUAUCGUGCAGCCAGGGAUGAAGCGGCGUAUCAGUGGUGAAGGGCUGCCUUAUCCCAAACGCCCUGAUCGUCGUGGCGACCUGUUGGUGGAGUACGAGGUGAAGUUCCCUGAACGGCUCAGCCAGAGAGCCCGUGAGACCAUCGCUGAGGUUCUCCCAAGAUCUUAAACAAGCAGGAAAUUGAAGACUUGUGUAGAAUCUCAUACAAUUAACUUUAUUUUUUUUUUAAUUCACACAUAUGUGGUCUGGAGUUGGACACUGCAGGACAAAGUCAUAAGACUGAUUGCUGUGUGUCUAGGCCAGCGGUGUCCAAAGAUGUUCCAGAAAGGGCCAAGAGGGUGCAGGUUUUCUUUGGAACCGCUGACUCCACCAAGUGAUUUCACUGAUUUCACAUCACUUUUAGCAGAUGGGAUGAGUUCAUCAGUGAAACCAGCUGGUGGAGUCAGCAGUUGCAAAGAAAACCUGCAUCCUCUUGGGCCUUUUUGAAACAUCUUGGGACACCGCUGGUCUAGGAUAUUACUUUGACAACCACAGUGUGAAUUCAGUCAAUGGGAAAAUGUUUACUGUGAUUGUUUGUCAUUUCACAGGUAAAAUGUAAACAUGAGCAGUGUUUGUUGGUUUAUUCACUGUAUAGGGUUCCAUUUUGAAGCAUAUACAUCUUGUAUUAUAUAAAAUAAGAAGUACAUGCUGUAUUUUGUGGGAAUCUUCUGUUUGUAAUAAAAGUUCU